AUUUCACAUUUUGUCGACUGCUUGGAGAAGUAAUACAAACAUGGCGUCAGUGAGGAGAUGCACUCUGUUUCUAGGAAGGACUUUCGGCAGGUAUUUUGUCGGCCAGCGGGGUUUGUCGGGGAAGGCCCACCCCCAUAAGUCGAGGUUUGGCCCCCACCAUGCGGGUGGAGCCCUGCUGGCAGCCGGACUGGUGGUCUACGCUGGCUCUAAGAGCUCGGACGGGCACAUCUUCAAGCCGAAGAAGAGAGAGGAGGACGUCUUUGCUGCUAAAGCUGUAAAAUUGACAUCUCGUGAACGCCGAUUUAUCAAAUUUGCAUCAGUUCAGUAUGAUGGUCAACUGUACAUGACUCCUCAAGAUUUUUUGGAAUCUGUUGUGGAGCAGGAACCUCGUCCUCGCCUAAAGCGCCGCACUUUAACUGACAAGGAUUUGGCUUCUAUUCGAGAUUCAACUCCUCCACUGAAAAAAGGAUCAACUCAAAUGUUUCGCAGCCUGCGAGACAAAGGAAUAAUUUCAUUUACGGAGUAUUUGUUUCUUCUAUCUAUCCUUACAAAACCACAGUCAGGAUUUCGAAUAGCAUUUAACAUGUUUGACACUGAUGGAAACGAAAGAGUAGACAAGAAUGAGUUUCUGGUGCAGAUUCGGAGAUUAUUUAGCAGUGGCAAGAUUCCCAAGGACCGUAUGGAAGAUGAAGCAACUCGGAAGGCUAUGGAGAAAAUCUUCAGCCAUGCUUGGCGGGAUAAGCGUGGUUUACCCUCCGAAGAGGAUGAGGAAAAGGCAAAGAGUAAAGGCAAAGAUGGUUCACCAGCUGACAAUCAAGAAUCCCAAGCAGAGAAAGAUUAUGUCGAUGACGAACAGGGGCUGCAAAGACGUCAUUUAGUGGACACAACCUUGACCACUCAUUUUUUUGGCAAGAAGGGGAAGGAUGAACUGAAAUUUGAAGGAUUCCGCAGAUUUAUGGAAAACCUUCAAACUGAAGUUUUAGAGCUAGAGUUUCACGAGUUCUCCAAAGGGGCUGAGACGAUUAAUGAGGUGGACUUUGCCAAGAUUAUGCUACGUUACACUUACCUUGAUACAGACAAGUAUGAUAUGUACUUGGAUCGUCUUCUUGAUCGUGUGAAGGAUGAAAAGGGAAUAACAUUUGAAGAGUUCCGUAUAUUUUGUCAGUUUCUAAAUACUUUGGAUGACUUUGUUAUUGCAAUGCGAAUGUAUACUUUGGCUGAUCAUCCAAUAUCUAAAGAUGAGUUUCACAGGGCUGUAAAAAUUUGUACGGGUACCAGUCUUAGUCCACAUUUGGUGCACACUGUUUUUGCUCUUUUUGAUGAAGAUGGUGACGGAUUACUCAGCUACCAGGAGUUCAUUGCUAUUAUGAAAGAUCGUUUACAUCGUGGAUUCAAGUCGCACGCUAAAAAUGAAGGAUAUGACGCUUUCAAAGAAUGUGUCAAACAAGAGCUGAAGUCAAGUUCCUAAACUGUGAAUUGAGCCUUUCCAAAGCUCUCAAGAGAAGAAAUGUAGCUGUUUUUUUUUUCUCCUUUCCUUUUUUUUUAUUGUAAUGGUAUAUACCUUUCUUUCAGGUCAACGAAUUUAAAGAAUUUAUGUUUAUCCUGAUAGAUAAAUAAUCACUAGUCAGAUAUUAAAUUGAUAUGUUUUUUUCUUCUCAUGUUUUGCUCAGAAUGUCCUAAAUUAAUUGAAGCUUUACUUCCACUGCACAUUUUAUGUGAAUGUUAUGUAAUUUCUCUCUUCCUUAACAACAGUAUUUACUUAUUUUUCAGCAGACAAGAGAAAACAUUGAAUUGUGUGGCAGCUAAAAGUUCAGUCGUUCUCUUUAUUUCGUAGUUUCUCAAAUUGUACAUAACUCCUUUAUUUUAAUUGAUGCCACAAAUCUGUGAUACCUUAAGUUUUACUGUUCUCAGAGCCAUUCAGUAUGCACAAGUUUCAGUUUAUAUCUGCCUUUUACUGGUGCUCUAAUUUUCUUCAUACUGCAUGUGUUUGGGUACUUAAAGGAAAGGCAUCAUCCCUUAAACUCUUUCUUAAUGUAUUUUAAUCAAGUAUUUUUUUAUAGGCUCUAAGUUGCUCUAUGUUUUGUUUUGCUUCAAGACUUAAUAGUUUUACUAUUUUACUACUACCUACAAGACUUCCUUGCUCUAGUCUUAUGUGUAACUUGUUUUGUUUUUUGAAGAUUUUGUUUAUUAGCAAAGAAAGUGAUUAUGAAGAAGUUUGGAAAUCUUUGUGAUAUAAUCAGAAAAACCAGACACCAUAUUCGUAUGUUGUAGAGUGCCAUAAAUGUUACUGUUUUUGACAACAUAUGCUUUCACUUUCCUCAUCCACUGUUCGAAGUUCUUGUUGGAGUAGCUCUAAAGAUAAAUGAUCAACACAAAUGCCUA
Messenger RNA from Frankliniella occidentalis (western flower thrips), 2382 nucleotides. It is a transcript of the gene MICU3, whose product is annotated as calcium uptake protein 3, mitochondrial. The record is from RefSeq and is a predicted model, not a curated record. Gene Ontology annotation, cellular component: uniplex complex. The coding region runs from base 41 to 1468 and encodes 475 amino acids. Gene Ontology annotation, molecular function: calcium ion binding. Lineage: Eukaryota; Metazoa; Arthropoda; Insecta; Thysanoptera; Thripidae. Gene Ontology annotation, biological process: mitochondrial calcium ion homeostasis; calcium import into the mitochondrion. The transcript has 11 exons.